Messenger RNA from Perkinsus marinus ATCC 50983, 237 nucleotides. RefSeq lists its product as hypothetical. Lineage: Eukaryota; Perkinsozoa; Perkinsida; Perkinsidae. The record is from RefSeq and is a predicted model, not a curated record. Bases 1 to 237 code for a protein of 78 amino acids. The transcript has 3 exons. Gene Ontology annotation, cellular component: membrane.
AUGCUCUCAGUUAUUGGCUUGAUCGCAUCGAUGGUGGGCAUCGGUGGCGGGCUUCUGAUGAAUCCUCUAGUCCUGUCCCUCGGCCUCGAUCCCAAGCAGAGCACGGCCACUACAGCGAUUGUCAUAUUCGCCACGAGCACCAGUGGUACCAUAACAGUAAUUUCUGGUAUCAUCUCUCUCGUCCAUGACGCUGAUUUCUUUAUCUUUUUCCGCUACAUUUGCUUCGCUCAUCUGUAG